Molecule: messenger RNA, 594 nt
Organism: Daphnia magna
Lineage: Eukaryota; Metazoa; Arthropoda; Branchiopoda; Diplostraca; Daphniidae
Exons: 2
Coding region: 1-516 (171 amino acids)
Source: RefSeq, a predicted model, not a curated record
AUGAUACGCGAGGUGCGUCGCUAUCAGCAGGAAGAGAAAGAAACGGAAGUCGCCGACGAUGAAGAGGAUGAAGAAGAAUACGACCACCAUCACAGGAGUGGUGGACGAAGAAGACGGGCGAAAGGUCUGGCCGACGAUGACGAAGAAGAGAAGAGGCCGCAAUUUGCACCUCCGCCUCCAGCUGAUUAUGGAGACGAUUGCGGAGACGAUUCGACGAGCGUCGUCGUCGUUGUUGCCGGACAAAACAAAACGCCUUCCAGCGAUGAUAUCGCCGUCUACAACACUCAGAUGCCUAUCGUAACCGAUUCGCGGUUCACCGUUGAUCCUCCAUUACCAUCCAGAUCGUCGGAUAGCGAAAGGAAAUGGAAAAUGCAAAUGGCUCAGAGGCGUCGAUCGUUUAGCGCUGACGCUCUGUGUGAACCUGCCCACAUCCAUCAACAAAGACGUCGUCAAGGUGUGAGAUUUGCCGAGAUAGUCCGAGUAGCAGUAGCAACAACAGUAGCGAGCAGAGUCUAAGCCAAUUGGAAGAUGGCGUUGCCGGCGCUUCUGCUGGAUGGGACAAUAGCGAAGACAAUUCGUCUUUGCUCUGCUCCA